Molecule: messenger RNA, 1663 nt
Organism: Rosa rugosa (rugosa rose)
Lineage: Eukaryota; Viridiplantae; Streptophyta; Magnoliopsida; Rosales; Rosaceae
Product: carbon catabolite repressor protein 4 homolog 5
Exons: 13
Coding region: 107-1402 (431 amino acids)
Molecular function (GO): 3'-5'-RNA exonuclease activity
Source: RefSeq, a predicted model, not a curated record
GAUAACCGAUCCUCGGAGCAACCCGCCACCCUCAUCCUCGGGUACCUUGUAACUCAAGUGGCGCGUUCGUUUGACGCGCCACCGCUCAUAAAAACGUUCCAUCAGAAUGGAAGAAACCAUCAACGUACUGCGUCCCAAGCGCAAACAUUCACUAAACACUGAAGCAGAACAACCUGAGCCUCACAAAAGGAGGCGCAGAACUCUGGAGUCCGAAACCGAACCGCUAACCCGACAACCCGACCCGUCAUCUUCAAAUAGGUUCCAACUCUUGUCUUGUCCAUCUCCCAAGAAAGAAACACAGAGCUCUCGGGAAUGGGUCUGCAACUCUUCUACUUCUUCUGCCUAUGGAGAGAAGUUUGUGGUUGUUUCUUAUAACAUUCUGGGUGUUGAAAAUUCAUCCAAUCACUCAGAUAUGUAUAGUAAUGUGCCACCCAGAUACAUGAAGUGGAAGCGUCGCAGGAGGCUUAUACGAAAGGAGGUCAAUAGUUACAAUGCUAGCAUUGUAUGUUUGCAGGAGGUCGAUCGUUUCGAUGAUUUAGCUCAUAAGUUCCAGAAAGAUGGGUUCGAAGGUGUGUACAAGGCACGCACUGGUGAAGUAAGUGAUGGAUGUGCUAUAUUUUGGAAACAGGACAUGUUUAGCCUUUUGCAUCAAGAAAGUAUAGAGUUCCAAAGUUUUGGCCUUCGUCAUAAUGUUGCUCAAUUUUGUGUUUUAAAGUUGCAAGAUCAAUUAGAGUCAGAUGUACCUCCUGAUACAUCAAUGAGGCCAUGUACCCGAAGUAGAAGCUUAGUGAUUGGGAAUAUACAUGUCCUAUUCAACCCUAGCCGUGGAGAUAUCAAGCUAGGGCAGGUUCGACUGUUUCUUGAAAAAGCUUACAAGCUAUCACUAGAGUGGGGAUCUAUCCCUGUUAUAAUUGCUGGGGACCUAAAUAGCACUCCACAGAGUCCUAUUUACCAGUUUCUAGCUUCAUCUCAGUUAGACAUCCAACGACAUGACCGCAGACGUGUCUCAGGACAGAUUGAAUUUGAAUCGCAGUACAGAACCUUCACGUAUAACAGGUAUGGAAAGCCAUUCUUUUAUAGAUGGAGUGCGGAAGAAGUAAGGCUUGCAACGGGCUGUGAAGAAGUCACUCAUCUCCAACACUAUCUAAAGCUUGGCAGUGCAUAUCUUGGAGUACCUGGUAGUCGCAGAACAAGAGAUAGGUGUGGAGAACCCUUGGCAACAUCAUACCACUCCAAGUUUUUGGGAACUGUUGAUUAUAUAUGGCAUACGGAGGAGCUUGUUCCGGUCAGAGUUCUUGAAACGUUACCCAUCGACACUUUAAAAGGAAUGGGAGGACUCCCCAGCAAGAGAUGGGGGAGCGAUCAUCUUGCGCUUGUAUGUGAACUGGCUUUCCGUAGAUGACAGCAGUAGGCCUUGACUACUACCAUUUUCAGUUUAAGCCUUAGCCUGGCGUCUUACAUUUUAAAGGUUUUGGUCCGCUGAAAGCUCUGACCAUCUUGAGAAACCUGGCUUUUCGAGAUUAUUAUGAAACGGUAGUAUGAAUUAUGUUCAGGAAUUAGUAACGGUAGUAUUUAUUGGGGAAGGGAAUGUUCUUGACAUUAUGGUUGUAUCAUUAUUGUAUAAACAUGACUGUUGUAUAAUCAAUUUCAAAAGUUACUCUGA